This is a messenger RNA of Hibiscus syriacus, 1019 nucleotides long. RefSeq lists its product as uncharacterized. The transcript has 4 exons. NCBI's taxonomy places the organism in Eukaryota, Viridiplantae, Streptophyta, Magnoliopsida, Malvales, Malvaceae. Bases 126 to 620 code for a protein of 164 amino acids. The record is from RefSeq and is a predicted model, not a curated record.
UUCCUUCUUAUUCUUAUUCUUUUGAAUGAUUUUAAUUGAGUCUUAGUUUUUGGAUCUGGGAUUUGACUUGUUCUUCUUUAGGGUUUCUUGCAUAGGUCUUCUUUUCGAUUUUUUUCUCGGGGAAGAUGGAUCAUUGCAAUCUUCUACAAAACGCCGUUGUUUCGGCUUAUGAUCAUCACAGGGCCGUCCCUGUUAUUUUCCCUAAACCUCGACGAAUUGGGGUUCUUGCCAAUAACCCCAGCAGGCCUGUGAGAUUGCACUUGAGUCAUCAUUCCGAGAUGAGUGAUAUGAGUGCCGGUGCCGACCUUUUAGAUAUCAUAUUGAAGAAGGAGGAUUUUGGGAUAGAACCAUAUGCAGACCAAGUGGCAUCACCACCCCCAUUUUUUGGUGGGUCGCCUCCAAGUAGGGUUUCAAAUCCACUUGUCCAUGAUGCUGAAUUUGGUGUUGAAAGUUUUACAGCCCUGCAAAUUUCAUCUCCAUUGUCUCCGUCAUCCUCAUCAUUACAUAAAGGAGGGUGUACUAGGAUGAAGUUUGGCUAUAAACUGGCCACUGUUAGAGUAGAAGGAUUUGAUUGCCUUAACAGAAAUCGCCAGAAUUCCAGCAUCUCUGCUAUGGCCUAAAACUUAAACCACAAGUGUACAUACAGGAAAUCUAAAUGCCACCAUUCCAGGAAACAAAGCCGCUUAAAAGCUGAUAAUUUUGGAGGAAAGUAGAGAUAAUUUCAGUUAAGUAGUGUGCAUAUAACAUGUUUUUGAUUGCUAAUAGCCGUUGUAAGUAGUUUGAUUCAAGGGAAGACAAGGUGGGAGAGGCAAAGAGAAGAUUGUGAUGUGAAGAAAGGUUUGAAUUAUGGUCCUUUUGUAAUAUAUACAUGUAAGAUGUGGGAUACAAUUGGUAGAAGAUUGAUUGAUAUAAUGUUGUUGGAAACGGAGAUCACCACCAUGGGAAAUUCUGUAUAGAUUUUGCUUCGUUGCAUUACUCUGUAAAUGGUUAUGAAUGCGAGUAUCUUAUUUAUGUUUAUA